CUCGAGUAUGGCACCGCUAGUCCGCCUCGCGACCCCUGCCUCCUCCCCCCUCGCUCUCUUGUUCCCCCAGCCACCGCGAGGAACUCUGAACCCCAUUCCCCACCACCGUACCAAUCCCCGCAUCUACGCCGCUCCCCCCGCCCCCUGUCAACUACGCCAGGUCCUCGCCAUCGAUGUCGCCCAAGCGUGUCGUCCUCGCCCCCGACCUCGGCGUGCGGGAUUCGGUACCGAAAGAAGAGACAGGAGGAGAAUACAAGCCCUCAGCCUCGGUGUUCCCCAUUCACCACUCAGGCGCAGUCCAUCGCUCCUUCGACGAGGGCUCCAGCGACUACGGCUCCAUCGCUCCUCAUGGUGAUGCCGCCGAGGGUUGUCCUACGAAGCCGUCCGCGAUGCCGAGGGUUGUCCUACGAAGCAGACACGCCCUGCGGCUGCCCACACAAAGGGUUUGGUUCUUGUUCCUCCAAGCUACUGCGCGUGUGCUUCCACAUUCGGCACAGUGGGAGCCCUCAUGGCAGCAGACGACGUGUGACUCCAGACUCGGCGUAGACGACCCACAAGGAGCUGCUAAUGGCGGAGGCUGAGCGCCGCCAUGGAUCUGACACGGUGUGGAAUGGGAGGAGCCGAAGCGGAGAUUGGAUCAAAGUGCACUGGGCAGGAGCCAAGCAAAUCGUGAGUAUUUUUGUUUUGUGGCUUUGAGUAUUUGGAUCCCCGUAUUCCCUCCCUAUUGUGCAAAAUUAAGCACCUGAACCCUAAAUUGAGCUAUUUGUAUUCGAAUCAUUCUUAUUCCCUCCCUAUUGUGCAAAAUUGAGCUAUUUGUAUUCGAAUCAU
This is a messenger RNA of Zea mays, 828 nucleotides long. RefSeq lists its product as uncharacterized. Lineage: Eukaryota; Viridiplantae; Streptophyta; Magnoliopsida; Poales; Poaceae. Bases 174 to 581 code for a protein of 135 amino acids. The transcript is spliced from 3 exons. The record is from RefSeq and is a predicted model, not a curated record.